Jaculus jaculus (lesser Egyptian jerboa) is the source of this 3635-nucleotide messenger RNA. It is a transcript of the gene Prr5l, whose product is annotated as proline rich 5 like. Gene Ontology annotation, biological process: TORC2 signaling. Bases 309 to 1415 code for a protein of 368 amino acids. NCBI's taxonomy places the organism in Eukaryota, Metazoa, Chordata, Mammalia, Rodentia, Dipodidae. The record is from RefSeq and is a predicted model, not a curated record. Gene Ontology annotation, cellular component: TORC2 complex. The transcript is spliced from 9 exons.
AGCCGGCGGAGGGGCCGAGCUCCGAGAGGAGAGGCCCGGCGAGGACCACGGUCGGGAUCGCCGCCCUCUCCGCCGCGAGAGAAACUUUCUCCGGAACGCCGGAAACUUCUGGGCGCGCGCGCAGAGCCGGGGGCGGGGGAGACCGCGGCGAGCUGCGGGCAGGCGUGCGUGCGUGCGCGGCUCGGGUGACUCCCCGCCUGCCAGGGUCCCCGAGGGGGUAUUGGCUGGCCGUGCGGUUUCCAGCUCCAGGAGAAACCCUUCCCAAACCUUCCCGUCCUAGAGGCACGUCUGAACCCUCACCUAGACUUAUGACCCGAGGCCUCUCUCCACUUCUGCCCACCGAGUCCCACAAGAUGGGCUCCUUCCGCAGGCCCAGACCCCGCUUCAUGAGCUCCCCGGUGCUCAGCGAGCUGCCCCGCUUCCAGGCCGCCCGGCAGGCUCUGCAGCUGAGCUCCAACUCGACCUGGAACAGCGUCCAGACUGCUGUGAUCAAUGUUUUCAAAGGGGGCGGCUUACAAAGCAACGAGCUCUAUGCACUGAAUGAAAACAUCAGGCGGCUGUUGAAGAGUGAGCUCGGAUCAUUCAUUACAGACUACUUUCAGAACCAGCUUCUUGCGAAAGGACUGUUCUUUGUGGAGGAGAAGAUCAGGCUGUGUGAAGGUGAGAAGCGCAUUGAGGUUCUGGCUGAAGUCUGGGACCAUUUCUUCACUGAAACCCUCCCAACUCUGCAAGCCAUAUUCUACCCCGUCCAGGGCCAGGAGCUAACAAUCCGUCAGAUCUCCCUGCUGGGCUUCCGUGACCUGGUCCUGCUGAAGGUAAAGCUGGGCGAGCUGCUGCUGCUGACGCAGGCCAAGCCACCGCCCUCCAUCGUGCAAAUGCUGCUCAUCUUGCAGAGUGUUCACGAGCCCACAGGUCCAAGUGAGGGCUUUCUGCAACUGGAAGAGCUGGUGAAGCAAGUGGUGUCUCCCUUUCUUGGCCUCAGCGGGGACCGUGGCUGCUCAGGCCCCACCUACUCACUGGCCAGGCGGCAUUCCAGGGUCCGGCCCAAGGUAACGCUCCUCAACUAUGCCUCUCUGAUGACCACCGUCAGCCGGCCCCUGAAUGAGAUGGCCCUGACCCCACUCACAGAGCAGGAAGGGGAGGCCUACCUGGAGAAGUGUGGCAGCGUCCGACGGCACACGGUGGCCAAUGCCCACUCGGACAUCCAGCUACUGGCCAUGGCCACCAUGAUACACUCGGGCCUGGGGGAGGACGCUGACAGUGAGGACAAGCACCUGCUCCUGCCACCCAGCUUCCCCCCAGCCCACCGGCAGUGCUCCAGCGAGCCCAGCAUCCCAGACAGUCCUGAUGGACUCGAGGAGGUGGCAAGCGUGAGCCAGGAGGACUCGGAGCUGAACUCUGCUUCCCUCAGCUGAGGGCCAUCCCCAGGACUUUCCCACUCCUGCCUGGUAGCCAGGAUGUGGACUCCUGUCGCCCCCAGUGGACCAGCAAGGUGCUCUUCCUUGGAGCAAUACUGUCUUCUUUUUUUUUUUCCUUUAGUGUAUAGGCCUGGUCUAAAUGUCCUAGGGUGCAGCACAUAAACCUCUCCAUUUAUGGUGUCUGGGACAAGUUCCUCAUGCCACACAAAUCCAGCUGUCCACUGUCCACCCAACUUCCAGCCUCAUCUGCUUGAUCUCUGGGCUUUCCCCAUCCUGUCAGACUGGCUGAUGUUCCUAAUGAUACGUCUCGGUGCUUGAGAGGUUCGAUCACACACAAGAUGAUCAGAAACGUGGUGGCCUUUGCAGUCCCCUCAGACUCCUGCAAAAAAACAGGCCUGUGGUAAAAAGAGUAGUAAAGAGCUGUUAUGCAACUACACGUGGUCCUAGGAAUAUGUCCUCCUGAGAGAAUUACUGUGAAAGCAUUGUCCCACCAUAGGUGAGGUUCCAGCUUGACCUACAUCCAGAUAUGAAGGCCUUUAGCCUUCGCCUGAGGAGAAUCAUCAGGCUGGAGCAGCCCUCUCUUGUAUAAACCUCCGCAUUUUGCUCUUGGGCUUCCUUCUGAGCUCUAGGACCUCACCUGCUAACCCGCUCACUGAUGCCUUAAUCCUUCUCUAGCUUCAAAAAUGGAGGGGCUGGCUGAGAACAACCAGGUUCUCUGUACAUGGAUUUCACUUGAACUUAUAAAAUGCCUAUUUUUAAAACUAUCUAGAUAUUUGCACAUCAGAUCUUGUGCUAUGGAUUUGCAAUGGGGUGUAUCUUCAGACUGACAAUAAACAACCCUUAGAAAAGGAGCUGGGCAGUGGGUCCACAUACAGUGGUCUGUGGUGGGCAGGACUCAUGGACCACAGAACUUGGGAAGCAGCUGGACUUGAGUCUGGAGCGGCCUACUUGUAAGCAUCCUGGUUUCCAGGGAAGGCUGCUUUGGGGUGAGCAGACUAUCUCUUGAGCAAAUAGAGUGUUUCCUGUUUCACAGUGGAGGGGGAGAGAUGCAGGUCGGCCGAGGGGUUUUUUGAAGGAUGUUCAUUUCCCCGUGCUUUUAGAAGUCCCAGCAGUGUGUGGGAUUGACUUUAUAUAAGACUGGUCUCAAAGUGCUGUUUGGUACUGUAUUAGGUCCUUACUACUGCUCCCUCCAGGUCUGAGAUCUUUCUGUCUACUUUUUCCCCUCUUCAUAUUUUUCUAUCGGCCUUGCUAAUUUAGAGGCUCCGGGGGAAAAAAAAAAAAAAACAGAAGGGUUCUCCUGACCCUCCAGAUGGCACGCGAUGGCCUUUCAAGAUCCUGUUCAUCUUGGGAAGUUUUGUUUGGAAUCUCAAGACAUAAGCUGCUGGCAGAAGAGCCCUUCCGAGCUCAGCUAAGCCUCAGUCAGUGGUAUUUCCCUUCCAGGUGGAGAGAGAAAAUAUAACCACAGUUGUGUUUUUGAUGGCUUGUGAUUGGGAAAUUCUGUGUAAAAAGAUGUUUUCAUUUCAUUCUCCUAAGAGAAUGACAGAAAUGUCCAAAUUCCUUUGAAAAGUUCAAAUUGCAAAGAAUAUCUACAUAUGUGUUGUACAACAUGCAUGAAUUGACUGACGUGUGUUAGCAGAUUGUCAUGAUUGAUUUAGUUGAUCCCAGGUGAGUACACUUAACACAUACAUGAAAUCACUUAUUGAUCCAGGCAAAGGAAUUAAUCACGGGAGCUUCUUUAGUUCGUAAGAUUAGUAGCAUAUGUUUAUAAAACCCUCUUUUCCAUAUCUCAGAUGUCUGCCAUGGGAACAGCAGUUAUCACUUAAAUCUCUAAGCUCUCAGGGUGGGAACAGGACCGUCAGGACUGACCACUAAACCUAAUUGCUGCUGAAUACUAGUUUACAGUUUUGCCAUGGGCCACACUUGCUUUUAGGACAGAAAAUAUUCCAGACUAUACCCAUACAUAUUUUGUGGCUAUUUAUGGGCAUUUUAGCCCGUCAGACCUAUUGCAAGAAAAUGCAGUUUUAACCACUUCCCUUCCCCUUUGUGUGAUGAAGAUUCAGUCAUUCAUCUUUAUUAUUUUAGGCCAAGGUUUCUCUUUGGCCGAGGUUCGGUGACAGGAGGCAAUCACAAAUCUGGAUUCUGAAUGAACUUGUAAACCAGAGCCCUCUUUUCAUGUUGUCUGUUUUCAAAAUAGAUCCAAAUAAACACCAUUUUGUA